This is a messenger RNA of Dreissena polymorpha, 921 nucleotides long. RefSeq names its product GATA zinc finger domain-containing protein 16-like. The transcript is spliced from 5 exons. Bases 1 to 921 code for a protein of 306 amino acids. Lineage: Eukaryota; Metazoa; Mollusca; Bivalvia; Myida; Dreissenidae. The record is from RefSeq and is a predicted model, not a curated record.
AUGGAAGACGAGUGGGUUCGAGCAUCCAGCAGGUACCCGCAAUCAUUAGCAAUGCGUGCUACGAUGUGCCCACCAGACAACCACUGUGGCAAAACACCUGACUGCUGCAGCUACAAGGACACUGAUCCAACGGCAACAUUCACACUGGAGCACACGUACCAAGCUUAUCAAAACUGCUCCGGACGCACCAACUGCUCAUACAUACAGGCGCCUUGGCAGGUCAUCAACACCACCACAGGGGCCCCGUCAUCGUAUGUGCAGCUAGAGUAUGUGUGUGAUAACGUUGUUGACAAGAUGCCAAUGUGUGGAGGAACCUUCAAGAUAACGAACAAAGUCACCAACUCCACCGAUAUCUGGUUCGACGGAUCAACAGAGACCUUUGAUCCAACUAAAGCAAGCAAAGAAUGCAAAUGUUCGCUCACUAAUCUGCAUACACAGACUUCGACAACGCUCAUUCUUGACUGGAUAGACGUGCGUCUGGAGAGCCACUACCGUGACGUCAACGCCUCCUCGGCAAUGUGUUCCAGCGCUAUAUUAACGACCGAGGGAUUCUUUCGGCGUUGCAAGGAAUCAACCGAGCAUUGGAAAGAUAACUUUAUAUAUUAUAACUUAGACCGCCCACAUAACAUCACCUUGUCACCUGGACAGACAACGGAUGUGCUUUUGAGGGAUAUUCACAAGAACGGUGCACGUGACUCACCAGCCAUAAAUUGCCUAUCAUGCCAUGCUGCUGAAUAUCACAUGCGAAGAAAUUAUACCCGCCGUAUUUACUACAACUACAUCAACAACCACUACAACUUCACCAACAACAACUACCCCACAACCAACAACAACACAACCAACAGCAACAACACAACCAACAACUACACCACAACCAACAACAACUACACCACAACCAACAACCCAAGUUCCGACAACUAA